CGAGCACGAUGAGCCUGCACGCCCCCUACGACCUCUACGCGUCUCCGUGCCGCAGGAGCGCCGCGAGCGCCGUGAGCCGCGUCCUCUCCGAGUCGAGCCGCUCCCCGGCGCGUCUCUACGGCGCGCCGGGGAGCGGCUCGGGGCUCGCGUGGACCCCCCGCGGGUCGGGGGGCCCCCUGGGCGCCCUCAACUCGGAGUACAAGGCGGGCAGGACGAGCGAGAAGGAGCAGCUGCAGAGCCUCAACGACCGCUUCGUGGGCUACAUCGAGCGGGUGCACGAGCUGGAGGAGGCCAAGCGGCUGCUCGAGGCGGAGGUGGCGCUCCUCCGGCAGCAGCAGCAGGCGACGCCGUCGCGCCUCGGCGACCUCUACGACGCCGAGAUGCGCGACCUCCGCUCCCUCGCCGACGAGCUGAGCCGCGACAAGGCGACCCUGCGGCUGGAGCGCGACCAGCUGGAGGCGGAGGCGCGGCGCCUCGCGGAGCGCGCCGAGCGCGAGUCGCGACUGCGCCGCGAGGCGGAGGGCGCCGCGGAGUCGCUGCGCCGCGAGGCGGAGGGCGCGGCGCUGGCGCGCGCCGAGCUCGAGAGGAGCGCCGAGGCGCUGCUGGACGAGCUCUCCUUCCAGCGCAGGGCGCGCGACGAGGAGGCGGCCGAGCUGCGGGCGGCGGCGGCGCGCGCGGCGCGGGCCAGCGUCGAGGCGGAGGGCAGCAAGCCCGACGUGGCCGCGGCGCUGCGCGAGAUGCGCGCGCGGUGCGAGAGCCUCGCCGCGCGGAACCUGGAGGCGGCCGACGAGUGGUACGGGGCCAGGUUCGCCGACCUCGGCGAGGCGGCGGCGCGGGACCACGACGCGGUCCGCGCCGCCAAGGAGGAGCUGGGCGAGAGCCGGCGCCUGCUGCAGGCGCGCACGCUCGAGGUGGAGGCGAUGCGCUGCGCCAACGAGUCUCUCGACCGCCAACUGCAGGACGCGGAGGAGCGCUACGGGAGCGAGGUGGCCGCGUUCCAGGAGAGCGUCGAGCAGCUCGAGGAUGAGCUGCGCUGCACCAAGGCGGACAUGGCGCGACACCUCCGCGACUACCAGGACCUGCUCAACGUGAAGAUGGCGCUCGACAUCGAGAUCGCUGCUUACAGAAAACUCCUGGAGAGUGAGGAGACUCGCUUCGGAGGUGGCGGCGGCAGCGUGGCGGACCGCACCUCCGCCGCCUCCUUCUCCUUUUCCUCCUCGAGCCGCUCGCCGUUCCCCGCCUCCUACUCGCCGCCGCUGCUGCUCCUCCGCCGCAAGACGUCCGAGGACAACGGCAAGAAGGUGGCGGCCAAGGCGUCCGCCCGGGAGGGUGGCGUCACGGCGGCGGUGACGGUGGUGGCGAGCUCCCCCAAGAAGAAGAAUAAGAAGUCGCCGGUGGUGGAGGAGGAGAAAGGGGAGGAGAAAAAGACGACUCCUCGUGCUAAAGAGAACAAGGAAUCGCACAAGCCGAGCCCGAGCAAGCAGAAGCAGGAGGAGAAGGAGAAGGGAGCGAAGGGGGAGAAAGCAGAGAAGGGGGAGAAGGUGGAGAAAGGGGAGAAGGGGGAGAAGGGGGAGAAGGGGGAGAAGGAGUAGGCGCCUCGACUGGCUGAGGCGGGGCGACCUCGCGGAUGGGACACUUGCCCAUGCAAUAUUUAGAGAUGGUGUCUAGGCUAGCGACCCCGCUGUGUGUGUAGCCCCUAGAAUGUCUAUUCGUCGAGUGAAUGCCCAAACAAUCGAUGCAUGAUGGUGGUGGCGGUGGCGGUAACCACGGCUCGUUCUCUCCCGCCCACACCCGGCGGCUCCCCGUCUCUGACGCGGCGUUUGUCACAAAGGGAUGGCGCCCGCCACCUCCCCGAGCGAUUUCAUUCGGCUCAUCCGGCCUCCCGCACUUACCGCCGUGACGUUUAGAAAAUAGCCGCGAUAACCGCACGCCGCCCAUGCAGUAGUUCGCCCGAGAAAUAGAGCGGAGAGAGAAACUCAAUCUUGGCUGUGUGGAGUGCCCCGGUGGGAGGCAAUUUGGACCCAUUUGCUGCCACUUGCUAAGGGGCAGCACCUCAUUUGAAUUUCGAGGAUGUUGAAUUUACUUUUGACGCAUCCCAACAUUCUACAGUUUCGUUUCGGGUCGACAGCUGUAAAGGAACCCUGUGCGGUCGGCAGUCUCUGGGUCGGUAAACACAACUGAGGAUGCACGCGUCACAUUGCGCGCAACUCGGAAUGAUCCAAUUGUGUACGAUUUACGCAACUCACAGACCACCCAUGUCCAUGCCAAUGUUGCCAUUUAGCCAGGCGGCAGCGGCGGCGGUGGUAGUUACACAUGCUGUCAUCCAGCGCUGUGGAGGCAGCUGGGAGGUGGAGGGGGGGGGGAUCGCACAGAUGUUGUGAAACUCCCUUUCCCGUGGCUAUCAAGGAGGUGCCAUACUCUGACUCGCCAGGAGACGGCAAAGAUGUGGACUCCACCUGUUCCGUCUGUAAGGGGAUUACCAACGAAAUGUCGUACUCGAAUUGUAAAUGUUUGUGGGUUUACUCUCCAACACACAAGCGGUGUGCCGAACUAGUAAUGAAUUUGCACGUUUUGUUUACGUGGCAAACCUUACUAAUUGGCUGUGUCGGGUGGUGACGGGCUUAAUGACACGUUGAAACUUACGCGAUCUAACCCAAAAUAAACCCUCUAUUAUGGAUGGGAUAGCGUGUUUCCCCCUCGCAUGCGUAGUUUUUCUCCGUGUGCUCCGGUGUCCUCCCACAUAUAAACACUCAUGAGAUUGGCCAAGAACACCUUAAUACAACAAUAAUAAUUGACAUUUGUAAGUCGCAUUUUAUCCGUAGAGGACUGCAGAUCUUGGGCAGUUGUCGGGUAAGGCCCACUGAGUUGUGCAGCACUUUUUCAGAAGCGACCUGGCCACAAAUGAUAUUACAAUGAAGCAGCUUAUCAUUAUGUGGAAAUGUAUAGCAGCCAACUAUUCUAAACGCAUAAUGUUGAUUCUAAAUGUGGAGGGAAAAAACCAGAGGACCCGGAGAAAAAUCCACAAGACCACUGGGAGAGAGACACACAAACUCCAAAUAUACAGCAGCAGCAGGCGUCAGGGUUGGGAUCGAACCCACGGCCCCCUAUGUACCAGGCGAGGUCGUUAACAUCCUGCCACCGUGGCGCCCAUUACAGAAGGGAUCUUUAGUAUGCGUGGCAGAGAAUUAUAAUUUCAGAAGUAAAACACGCGACAUCAAUUCGUUUAUGGAAUAUGAGAUUAUGAAAGAAGUGUGGCAUUUGAAGCAGACACUAUGUACGGUCUGUUCUAGAACGCGGUGGUUGUUGCGUUCCUGAAAAACACCACCGUGUUGUGUAAUAAUCGCGUUAUAAUGAAUCAUAUAUAAUGUAGGGUAAAGCACAGUCCGCGACAACACGUGAGAAGCGUACUCAGGUCGACAAAGACCGCGGUGCGUGUGGUAGCAUCUAGAAGCAUCCAGCAGCAUCCCGCUGCCUCGUGCGACGACGCUACGCCGAGGCCGUAUGAACGCUUGUUCCAACUGGCGUUGCGACGUCGUUCCGUUCGCUCGAUCGCGUUCUAUAUCCAAAACGCAUCCGCGUUUAAAAAAAACGAAAAUGUGUUCCCCAAUUACAUUCGUCGCGUUGCAUAUCCAAUUGGCGCUAUGAAAAACAACGCGCGGCGUUACAGGAGGACGCGGCUUUGUCCUGAGCCUUCUGGACGCCACCCACGGUGGACGUUGGUGGCAUUUCCCACCCCGCGUGGAGCCGACCCACCGCCCCCAUGGGCCGCGGACCGGAGCAGUCGCCCCGCGGCGUCGAGAGACAACUCGCGCGCCACUUUGUGUCAGCAUGCUUUCCGUGCCGUCCGUCCUCGUCUGAAAUGACGCGUGUGUGCGAAACGAUUUUUAUUUAUUGUAAUAAUAAUUAUUUACAAGUUCAUGUUUUCUCAUCUUGUCCUUUUGUUUUGUUUAUUAAAAUCGUAAACAACG
Molecule: messenger RNA, 3968 nt
Organism: Lethenteron reissneri (Far Eastern brook lamprey)
Lineage: Eukaryota; Metazoa; Chordata; Hyperoartia; Petromyzontiformes; Petromyzontidae
Product: alpha-internexin-like
Biological process (GO): neurofilament bundle assembly
Cellular component (GO): intermediate filament; postsynaptic intermediate filament cytoskeleton; axon
Molecular function (GO): structural constituent of postsynaptic intermediate filament cytoskeleton
Source: RefSeq, a predicted model, not a curated record